AAACUAAAUCAGUAAACACAGAAUUUCACCAUCCCAAACCUCAACAAAUCCAACAAAAACCCUAAAACCAGAGACACUCACAGAUACCAGAACCAAAAUUUUGAAAAAGACAUUUUAUUUUUACGAAAAAUUCAUUCAGAACCGACACAAUUAUUUACAGUCGAUUUGAUUGUUCCGAUUCAUACUUCUUCUGCGAGAGAGGUGCCCAGAAACCAAUUUUAGGGAUUUCUAGGGUUUCAAAAACUGAAUCCCUGGAGUACUCACAGGGAGCUUGAAAAGUGGAAGGAAUUUGUGUAGAAUGGAUGGGCUGGAAAGCAUAAGGAAUUACGUGAAAAGGGAUACAGAUGAUUCACCAGAUAGGAAAGGUGAUAGGGCUGGAGAAGAGGAAGAUUGGGAGAGUAGUGAUAAAAGGAAACAUCGAUCGAGCAAGUCUAGAAAGCACACUAAUGAAGAAGAUGCAGAAGAAUGGGAUAGUGGUGGAAAGAGAAAGAGUACCGGGGAAAGAACUGAGAGCAGGAAAAGGUCGGGGGGAUCGAGUAGAGCAGGCAGUGGAGAUGAAGAUGACUAUGAUGCAAGAAAAGAUGGAAGGUCCAAGCAGCCAAAGAAAUACCUGGAAGAGAGGAGCGACAAGAAACCAAGCAGUGGAUUUCAGGAUAGAGAAUCAGAAAGCAGUAGAAAAGGGAGAGAUGCUUCAGGGAGUAAAGGAUUUGUGGCAGCUGAUGAGAAUGAGAGGAAUUCAUCAAAGAAAACGAGCUCAAAACCCUCUAGCCACGAGGGUUCCCAGAGCAAGAGUAGAAGUAAAGUUGAAACUUCUCAUGACGGAGAGCUUGAUAAGAAUUCUGAUAGAGAUUCUAGGUAUUAUGAAAGGAAAGAAAGCAGUAGAGAUAAAGUUCAAGAAUCUCGUGAGCAAGACAGAAAUCCUAGGAGAAGAUGGGAUGAGUCUGACUCUGUUCGAUCAAAACAAGAAAGUAAUAUUGGUGAAAAAACUGACCUCAGGAGUGUCAAAACUCCUGAUGCUAAGCAGGGGAGUUCGAGGGAGGGAACUGUUGACGCAAGAAAUGAGCAUAGUGACAGCAAAUGCAGGUCUUUUGAUCCAUCCAGUGAUAAAGGAACUAAAUCAAGCUACGGUGAAGAGAAAAGGGUUGAGGUGGAGAGGAGUAGGAGCAGAGGCAGGCCUGAGACUCAAGAAGAAGAAACUAGAAAGGUUUCUUUAGAUCGCGAAGAGCGAUCAAGUAGUGAUAAAGCUAAGAGGUUGGGAGAAAGAUCAAAUGGGUUGGCAGAGGAUGUGGAAUCUAUUGCUAAUAGGUCUAUUAACAGGCCUCAUGGGGAAAAACCUGACAACCAAAGCCUGGAAAGAUCUGUAAAUGCAGAGGAAGAUGGACAUGCAAAGUCAAGAGAUAGAGUUGGGAGGGAAGUGAGACAGUCUAGAAGGUCACAGAGUCCUGCGAGAGGUGGAAGGCGUCGCCCAGAAUCAGAUGACUCUGGGUCAGACAAUGACAGAAGUACUGGUCACAAGAAUUUAGACAGAGAAAAAGAAAGUUAUAGGGAUGACAGAUCAAAAGGAAGGGAUAGUAGCAGCUGGAGUGAUAGGAAUAGAGAUUGGGAAGGUCCUAAGGACAGUUGGAAACAGAAGAAUGAAGAGAUAAUAGAUGGAGAUGGGAAUUUUGACCGUGAAAGGGAAUGGGAAUCACAGAGGCGGGAGCGUGAAAGGAUUGAUAGUGAAAUCUCUCUACAUCGACCUGUAUAUAGGAAAGGUAGAGGCAGGCUUGAUGGCGGAAAUGGAGCUUCUGAUUCAAUAGAGAUUCGACCCAAGCCAUCUUUUGAUUUUGGUAGGGAAGAGUCUGCAUCAACAUUUGCUGGUAGGAAAACUGAAACCGGACAACAGACUAAUUUCGUCACUGCAACAAAUGACGAAGAUUGGGCAUAUCAUCAGGAGGGAAGGGCAAGAAUGGCUGAAGUUUAUGGUGCCACUGAUGGGUAUCCAGAUGAUAGUUCCUCACACGUGAUAAUAGACGCACAAGGCGGGAAAGGAAGAGGGCAAAAGCCACUUUUGGGUUCUAAUCGAAGUGGUGGCGGCCAGAGUUCAAGUGUCGGUUCACAACCAGCUCAAUUAGGAAAUAACCAGGGAUCAGUCCCUCUCAACAGAACUCCCAUCCAGGGGCCAAAAGGGAAUAAUAGACUUGGGAGAGGAGGAAGAGGUAGAGGGCAAGGACGUGAUGUGCCACGUGUUGGCUUACAGAUGCCUAUGAUGGGACCUCCGUUUGUCCCUUUAGGGUUACCACCUGGACAAAUGCAGGCCCUUGGUAGCAGCAUGUCUCCUGCUCCAGGUCCACCGAUGGGGCUUGGCAUUAUGAUGUCGCCAUUUGGUGGGCCUAAUGUUUGGCCAGGAGCUCGAAGUGUUGAUAUGAACAUGUUAGCUGUUCCACCUGGUCUUUCACCUAUCCCGCCUGGACCUAGGUUCACUCCAAACAUGGGAACUGGCCCAAACCCAAACAUGUUUUUCAACCAACCACUCCCUAUGAGAGGAGUAAACCCUAGCAUAUCUGGCCCUGGUUUUAACACUAUGGGAACAAUGGGACGAGGGAUGCCUCAAGAAAAUGCUCCGGCAAACUGGGGUCCUCCAAGAAUGGGUGGGCCUCUUGGUAAAAAUCCUUCAAGAGGCGAGCAGAAUGAUUAUUCUCAGAAUUUUGUAGAUACUGGUAAGAGGCCCCAAAAUUUCAUUAGGGAGCUGGAGCUAACUAAUACUGUGGAGGACUACCCGAAACUCCGAGAGCUUAUUCAGAGAAAAGACGAGAUUGUGGCAAACGCAGCUACACCACCCAUGUAUUACAAGUGCGACUUGCGCGAGUUUGUUCUGUCUCCAGAGUUUUUCGGUACCAAGUUUGAUGUCAUUCUUGUAGACCCUCCAUGGGAAGAAUAUGUUCAUCGAGCCCCUGGUGUUGCCGACCAUAUGGAUUACUGGACAUUCGAAGAAAUCUUAAACCUAAAGAUUGAGGCAAUUGCAGAUACACCUUCCUUCAUCUUCCUGUGGGUUGGUGAUGGUGUGGGUCUUGAGCAGGGCCGCCAAUGUUUAAAGAAGUGGGGUUUCCGAAGGUGUGAGGAUAUAUGUUGGGUGAAGACCAAUAAAACACAUGCAACUGCUGGCUUGCGUCACGAUUCCCGUACAUUGUUUCAGCACACAAAGGAACAUUGCUUAAUGGGAAUUAAAGGAACUGUUCGUCGAAGCACUGACGGGCAUAUUAUUCAUGCCAACAUCGACACGGAUAUAAUUAUUGCUGAAGAACCUGCCUAUGGCUCAACAAAAAAACCUGAGGAUAUUUACCGUAUCAUUGAGCAUUUCUCCCUUGGGCGUAGGAGGCUUGAGCUCUUUGGUGAGGACCAUAACAUCAGGUCUGGUUGGUGUACUGUUGGAAAUGGAUUGUCUUCCUCUAACUUUAAUGCUGAGGCAUAUUUGAGGAAUUUUGCUGAUAAAGAUGGAAAAGUUUGGGUUGGAGGAGGAGGACGUAAUCCCCCACCAGAUGCACCUCAUCUUGUAUUAACAACCCCAGAUAUAGAGAGUCUUCGACCAAAAUCACCGCCUCAGAAGAAUCAGCAGCAGUCAUCAUCUCUGACGCUGACAUCCAUGAAUACCGCCAACAGAAGACCUGCGGUUAACUCCCCGCAGAACCCAAAUGUUCUCACUCUGAACCAAGAAGUCUCAAGUUCCACCCCUCCGGCUCCUCUUCCUUGGGCUUCUUCGCCAAUGGGGGUUGGCUUGAAAGGAGCAGGACCAGAUGCUGUCAACGUUAUGCUUUCUAAUGAUAAUUUUUUUGAUAGUUAUGCAUUUAGUAACAGUAACAACUUGCCGAGCGCACAAGUAAAUGUAGAUCACCGAGAGGCCGAGUCUUCUCAUGGCCCUGGCGCCGCUGCCAACAUGUUGUAACUUGUAACUAUAAUAUAACACCAAUAAUUGUGGUGUUAUCUGAGAAACAUUGUAAUUCAAUUUAUUUCUCUAUCUUCACAUAUAAAUGGAAAAGUAAAUGUCUUUGUACCUAUUUACUAUAGCUUGGAAUA
Papaver somniferum (opium poppy) is the source of this 4053-nucleotide messenger RNA. RefSeq names its product methyltransferase-like protein 1. Lineage: Eukaryota; Viridiplantae; Streptophyta; Magnoliopsida; Ranunculales; Papaveraceae. The transcript has 7 exons. Gene Ontology annotation, molecular function: mRNA binding; methyltransferase activity. The coding region runs from base 299 to 3922 and encodes 1207 amino acids. The record is from RefSeq and is a predicted model, not a curated record. Gene Ontology annotation, cellular component: nucleus; RNA N6-methyladenosine methyltransferase complex.